Molecule: messenger RNA, 2016 nt
Organism: Anolis sagrei ordinatus
Lineage: Eukaryota; Metazoa; Chordata; Lepidosauria; Squamata; Anolidae
Source: RefSeq, a predicted model, not a curated record
CGAAGGAGAAGGAGGAGAAGGAGGCCCGCGGGGAAGAUGAUUGAGGAGAGCGGGAAGCGGAGGCGGACGAUGGCCGAGAAGAGGCAGCUCUUCAUGGAAAUGAGAGCUCAGAACUUUGACGUCAUCCGGCUCUCAACAUAUCGAACCGCCUGCAAACUGAGAUUUGUGCAAAAAAGAUGUAACCUUCACCUUGUGGACAUCUGGAACAUGAUCGAAGCCUUCCGAGACAACGGCCUUAACACCUUGGACCACAACACGGAGAUCAGCGUCUCCCGGCUGGAAACCAUCAUCUCCUCGCUCUACUUCCAGCUCAACAAGCGCCUUCCCUCCACUCACCAGAUCAGCGUGGAGCAGUCCAUCAGCCUUCUCCUCAACUUCAUGAUCGCCGCCUACGACAGCGAGGGCCACGGGAAGCUGACCGUCUUCUCCAUAAAAGCCAUGUUGGCAACGAUGUGCGGUGGGAAAAUCCAGGACAAGUUAAGAUAUAUUUUCUCUCAAAUGUCCGAUUCCAACGGAGUGAUGAUCUUCUCAAAGUUUGACCAGUUUCUGAGAGAAGUCCUGAAGCUCCCCACAGCAGUGUUUGAAGGGCCUUCCUUUGGAUACACGGAAAACUCGGUGCGAACCUGUUUCCCUCAACAGAAAAAGGUGAUGCUCAACAUGUUUUUAGACACGUUAAUGGCUGACCCGCCGCCCCAGUGCCUUGUGUGGCUACCUCUCAUGCACAGACUUUCCCAUGUAGAAAACGUCUUCCAUCCGGUGGAGUGCUCUUACUGCCGGUGCGAGAGCAUGAUGGGCUUCCGGUACCGGUGCCAGCAGUGCCACAACUACCAGCUCUGCCAGAACUGCUUUUGGCGCGGCCACGCCAACGGACCCCACAGCAACCAGCACCAGAUGAAGGAGCACUCCUCUUGGAAAUCGCCUGCCAAGAAGCUGAGCCACGCCAUCAGCAAGUCCCUGGGCUGCGUGCCCAGCCGGGAACCCCCGCACCCCGUCUACCCCGAGGAGCCCGAGAAGCCCCUGGACCUGGCCCACAUCGUCCCUUCCCGUCCGCUGGGCAACAUGAAUGACGCCAUGGUGACCCACGUCUCCUCCUCCUCGGGGGCCCCGACACCCACCAAAAGGUUGCAGCUCAGCCCGGCCCGCUCCGAACGGCUCAGCGACGAACAUGCGCUGAUUGCGGCCUACGUCAGCCGCCUCCAGAGCGGCCCACGCAGCGUCCUAGACAGCCCCAGCCGGCUGGACGAGGAGCAUCGACUCAUUGCGCGCUAUGCUGCCCGUCUGGCUGCCGAAGCUGGGAAUGCGCCGCGGCCCCCCACGGACCUGGGCUUCAACUUUGACGCCAACAAGCAACAGAGGCAGCUGAUAGCAGAGCUCGAAAACAAGAACAGGGAGAUCCUGCAGGAGAUCCAGCGCCUGCGCCUGGAGCACGAACAAGCCUCGCAGCCCACGCCGGAGAAAGCCCAGCAGAACCCCACACUCCUGGCCGAACUGCGCCUCCUGCGGCAGCGCAAGGACGAGCUGGAGCAGCGCAUGUCCGCCCUGCAGGAGAGCCGGCGAGAGCUGAUGGUGCAGCUGGAGGGGCUCAUGAAGCUGCUGAAGGAAGAGGAACAAAAGCAGGCAGCUCAGGCCGGGGUCUCUCCGCACACCUCCCCGACCCACGGGAGCGGGCGCCCCAUGCCCAUGCCGGUCCGGUCCACCUCAGCAGGCUCCACCCCGACCCACGGGCCCCAGGACUCCCUGGCUGGACUCGGGGGAGACGUCCAGGAAGCCUUUGCACAAGGAGCACGAAGGAACCUCCGAAAUGACUUGCUGGUUGCGGCCGAUUCCAUCACCAACACCAUGUCCUCUUUGGUCAAGGAGCUCCAUUCGGGAGGAGAGGAAGGAGGAGAGGAAGAGGAGGAGAAGAUGCAGAACGGGAAGGACCGAGGGUAGAAGAAGGACCUGGACUGGCCAGCGAUCCAAGUCACGUGGCUGCCCUUCCGCCGCCUCCUGCGCAUCCUUCGGCCACCGAAGCCC